AAGGUCCUUAUUGGGAACAAAGUGACAUUCCUGUAUUCCAUCGCUUAGAAUCAAAAUUUUUGAUCAAUAAAUCUAAGUCAGAGAACAACGCAUUCUCUGCUUUCUGGUCCGCAUGGGGGCUAUGGUAGAGACCGGGAAUGAUAGUCGGACCAAUAAGCCUAUGGAGAUGCUGAGCUCCCCCCCCAGCAAACGUUCGGGAGCCUAUCAUUUGAAUUAGCCGAGUCCGGAAGGGAGGGGGCGGGGAGUCCUCCCGCCCUUCUUAGGAGGGGCUGCAUUGCAGAGGGAGACCGAGCCCGCAGACUGUCACUGAAGAAGGUGAGGGUGUGAGAAGACAAAUUCGUCAAAGCCCCAACAGCUUCCUUUUUCUCCAGUCCAGAGCAGACCCUGAGACCCUCAAGUAUUCCAUCUUUGGAACACGCUAGUAAUUCACUGUUCGCAGGAAACAAUGAGGGACCCCGUGAGCAGCCAGUACAGCUCCUUUCUUUUCUGGAGGAUGCCCAUUCCGGAACUGGAUCUUUCUGAGCUGCAAGGCCUGGGUCUGUCCGAUACAUCCACCCACAAGAUCAAAGACAGCAGCACUGGCAAAAUGACUGGGCAAGCAAAAGCAGCACAGCAGGAGAAAAACCCUGAAGGGGACACCCUCCUUGAGUACAGCACCUUCAACUUCUGGAGAACUCCCAUUGCCAGCAUCCACUCCUUUGAACUGGACUUGCUCUAAGACCAAGACUUCUCUCACCACCUUGCCCUCAGUGUCUGCCCUUCCCACCUCCCUCCUUCCAUCCCUUACCAUUUUAAUCUUGUUCUCUUCCCCCUGUUGUGUUGGUGGUGCUGAUGAAUCUGCCUGCUGAAUUGUAUUUAUGUAUUUAUUUAUCUAUCUAUUCAUCUCUCUAUCUAAUCUACUCCAUUCCUCUCAAAAAGCCCUCCAGCUACAAAGUAGAGGCUCAAGCAAUGGAGUAUUGGGAAACAGGGACUCCACAGCAUUCUCCCCUGCCCCCCCCCCCACCAUCAGCUUCAGAAAGUCCUUAUGGGGGCACCAAGGAAUAGUAGAUAGUGCAAAAUAGAAAGCUGAUUUUUUUAAAAUUCCAUUUUAAUCAGCUUCAAAGAUUGCUCAAACCUUCCUACUUUUUUUGCUCCAGGUCAAUAAACAUAAAUAUUUCUUAAAGGGUUGACAAAAAUCUUGCAAGUUUUAAUUUGAGAUGACUUGCUACAAAACAAGAUUUCUAAAAGGAUAAGAUUUGCUUUUGAAUCCUGCUUCUUCUUGUAAUAUAUUCUUUUUCCAUACAGAAACUGGGUUACUUAAAGGUAAAACAAGAGGAAACAAUAUGUCAUGGAAAAUGAAAAGUGUUAAGUCAUCUCAGAAAGAGCUAAGAUUUUUCAAAAAGAGCAUACUUUUAGUCUAUUCACUUUACAACUUUGCUCCUAACUGGGUUGAAAACUUGCUGAGAAAAAUCAGAUUUGAAAUCUUAAGAUAUCUUGCUGACUGCUAAGAUAAUUUGUAAAGUUUGUCUUCUAAAGGGAAUAGUAUUUAGCUCUUUGUAUUUUAGUCUUGCCCACCUACAUUUGCAAUAUAUAAUAACAAUCUGUGAAUCUGAGGCCCAGUUCAACUACUUUGACCAUGAAAUGAACAACUACCGUUUGACCCUACACCUUUUCCCCACUUCUUCAACAUCAUUACUGAUUUGUGCUGCUAUUUACUUGUUUGUUUAAUAAAGACACUCAGUCCCAGGA
Messenger RNA from Cavia porcellus (domestic guinea pig), 1728 nucleotides. RefSeq names its product MLLT11 transcription factor 7 cofactor (gene Mllt11). The coding region runs from base 446 to 718 and encodes 90 amino acids. The record is from RefSeq and is a predicted model, not a curated record. The transcript has 2 exons. Lineage: Eukaryota; Metazoa; Chordata; Mammalia; Rodentia; Caviidae. Gene Ontology annotation, cellular component: nucleoplasm; cytosol. Gene Ontology annotation, biological process: positive regulation of mitochondrial depolarization; positive regulation of DNA-templated transcription; positive regulation of release of cytochrome c from mitochondria.